Messenger RNA from Ricinus communis (castor bean), 2458 nucleotides. RefSeq names its product pentatricopeptide repeat-containing protein At3g50420. The coding region runs from base 1 to 2115 and encodes 704 amino acids. Gene Ontology annotation, molecular function: protein binding; RNA binding. Lineage: Eukaryota; Viridiplantae; Streptophyta; Magnoliopsida; Malpighiales; Euphorbiaceae. The record is from RefSeq and is a predicted model, not a curated record. The transcript has a single exon. Gene Ontology annotation, biological process: RNA modification.
AUGAGUACUAUCUGUUGCUUAGAAGCUCUAAUAAAAAAGUGUACCACAAUUAACUCGCUUAAGAAGGCGCGUCAACUACACGCCCUGAUCCUAGCCACCACAGCCUCUACCAGCUAUGCACAAUCUCCUUACCUUAAUAAUAAUCUCAUUGCAAUGUAUGCCCAUUGUGGUUCGCGAUCGGACGCGCAGAAAUUGUUUGAUAGAAUGCCUCGAAAAAAUGCUAUUUCUUACAAUGCUCUUAUUGCAGCGUAUUGUAGAGAUUCAAGUUAUGAGACUUUGAGUUUUAAGUUAUUUUCAGAUAUGGGAAUUCAGAGGUUGCGUCCUAAUGGUGCAACGUUCACGAGUUUAUUGCAAGUUUGUUGUUUGCUAGAGGAUUGGUUUUUGGGAUCUACACUUCAUGGUCAAGUGUUACAGUUUGGGUAUGUGAAUGAUAUUUGUGUUCAGACAAUGUUGCUUGGUAUGUACUCAGAUUGUGGGGAUUUGGAGUCCGCGUGUAAGGUUUUUGGAUAUGCAGUGGAAAAGGAUGAUGUUUUCUGGAAUUCUAUGAUAUCUGGCUACUUGAAGAAUGAUAGGAUUAAGGAAAGCCUUAGUUUAUUUGGAGAAAUGGUAAGGUCUGGUACUAUUUUUACCCAGUUCACAUGUUCAAUGGCAUUGAAUGCUUGUAGCAAAUUGGGAUAUUAUAGUCAGGGACGAAUAAUUCAUGCCCAAGUUAUUGUUUCGAAUAUACUACCUGAUUCGGCUUUGCAGAACGCCUUGCUUGACAUGUAUUAUAGCUGUGGUGACAGAAGAACAGCCUUAACUCUCUUUAGUAGAAUUCAGAUUCCGAGUUUAAUUUCUUGGAAUUCAAUGAUUUCCUGGUUUGCAAAAAAUGAAGAGGGAGAGAAAGCUAUGGGUCUGUUUGUCAAGUUGCUUGGUAUGUCUACUUGUAAACCAGAUGAGUAUACUUUUACAGCCAUUAUUUCAGCAACUGGUGAAUUUCGAGCAACUGAUUAUGGGCAACCUCUCCAUGCCCAAGUUAUUAAAGCAGGGCUGCAGUGGAGUGUCUUCAUAGGAAAUGCUCUGUUGUCGAUGUAUUUUAGAAACAGUGACGUUGAAGCCGCUCGAGGGGUUUUCAGUUUGAUGGAAGAGAAAGAUGUUGUUCUUUGGACUGAAAUGAUUAUGGGUCACUGUAGAUUGGGUGAUGGAGAAAGUGCAAUAAAAUUAUUUUGCAAGAUGCGUCAGGAAGGCCAUAAGAGUGACAGUUUUGCUCUAAGUGGAGCUCUGAGUGUCUGUGCUGACCUUGCAAUUUUAAAGCAAGGACAAAUGCUUCAUACUCAGGCUGUUAAAACAGGAUGUGAAGCUGAAAUAUCUGUUUGUGGAAGUCUUGUAGAUAUGUAUGCUAAAAAUGGUAACCUUCAAGCGGCACAGUUGAUUUUUUCCCAAGUUUGUAACCCUGAUCUGAAAUGCUGGAAUUCAAUGAUCGGUGGAUAUAGUCAUCAUGGAAUGGCAGAGGAAGCAGUAAUGCUCUUUGCUGAGGUUUUAGAAUGUGGUCUAACACCAGAUCAAGUGACAUUUCUGUCCCUACUAUCUGCCUGCAACCAUAGUGGCUUGGUUGAGAAGGGAAAAUUCUUGUGGGAUUAUAUGAAGAAGAAUGGCAUUACGCCUGGUCCUAAGCACUAUAGUUGCAUGGUAAGUUUAUUAAGUCGAGCAGGAUUACUGGAUGAGGCAGAAGAGCUUAUUACUGAAUCAACCUGUAGUGAAGAGCAUUUGAAACUAUGGAGAACUUUGCUGAGCUCUUGUGUGAAUAGAAGGAAUUUAACAGUAGGAGCUCGCGCAGCAAAACAAGUGUUAAGAUUAGAUCCAGAAGAUAGUGCAACUUAUAUUUUGCUUUCAAAUCUUUAUGCUGUUACAGGGAGAUGGGAUGGUGUUGCAGAAUUGAGGAAAAAGAUAAGAGGUUUGAUGUUGGAAAAAGACCCGGGCGUAAGCUGGAUAGAGGCCAAGAAUGAUAUUCAUGUGUUCUCUUCUGACGACCAAUCAAACCCAGUGAUUGAUGAGGCACAAGCUGAAGUGCGUAGACUACAAAGGAACAUGAUCAGAUCAGUUACAGAUGAAUAUGAAUUUGAUGCAAGGAUAUAAUCUACAUAGGAUGCCGCAGCCAUUUGACUAAAAAGAAGCUUGGAAUACUGUUGAUUGGAGAUUCUCAAUUCUCAAACUCAGGAUGGAAUUCAGAGCUGUAAGUUUCAAACUGAAAUCAUGCCCUGCCAACGGUAUACAUGCAGCUGAAUUAACCAUACAGUUAACUUGAGUCUGAAAUUUAUCUUAUAGCCAAUUCCUUAACCAAGGUGUUGAAAACUAGGUUGUAUUAGCUUGGAAUUCAUAGUGCUGGCUGGAAGGGAUAUUAAAAUCAUGUUUGGCAACUGUACGUCCAUAGAAGAGAAUUUGAAAAUUGCAUUGAUUAGUUUUAUCCAUAAAUUGGCAA